Messenger RNA from Molossus molossus (Pallas's mastiff bat), 2177 nucleotides. It is a transcript of the gene ALDH9A1, whose product is annotated as aldehyde dehydrogenase 9 family member A1. NCBI's taxonomy places the organism in Eukaryota, Metazoa, Chordata, Mammalia, Chiroptera, Molossidae. The record is from RefSeq and is a predicted model, not a curated record. Gene Ontology annotation, molecular function: aminobutyraldehyde dehydrogenase (NAD+) activity; 4-trimethylammoniobutyraldehyde dehydrogenase (NAD+) activity. The coding region runs from base 1 to 1569 and encodes 522 amino acids. The transcript has 11 exons.
AUGCUGCCCCGGGCCGGCCUGGCCGCGCUGUGCCCGCUGCUCCGCGCUCUGCGCUCCGCUCCCGGCGCCGCCAUGAGCACUGGCACCUUCGUCGUUUCGCAGCCGCUCAACUUCCGCGGCGGGGCCCGCGUGCAGCCGGCGGACGCCUCGGGCACCGAGAAGGCGUUCGAGCCGGCCACGGGCCGAGUCAUAGCUACGUUCCCCUGCUCUGGGGAGAAGGAGGUGGACCUGGCUGUCCAAGACGCGAAGGCUGCCUUCAAAAUAUGGAGCAAGAAGUCCGGCCUGGAGCGUGCUCAGAUCCUGCUGGAGGCCGCCAGGAUCAUAAGGGCGCGGAGGGACGAAAUCGCCACCGUGGAGACCAUCAACAACGGCAAGUCCAUCUUCGAGGCCCGCCUGGACAUUGACACCGCCUGGCAGUGCCUGGAGUACUACGCGGGCGUGGCCGGGUCCUUGGCGGGUGAGCACAUCCAGCUGCCAGGCGGGUCCUUCGGUUACACCCGACGAGAGCCGCUGGGCGUGUGCGUGGGCAUCGGAGCCUGGAACUACCCCUUUCAGAUCGCCUCCUGGAAGUCGGCCCCCGCGUUAGCGUGUGGAAACGCCAUGGUCUUCAAGCCGUCCCCCUUCACGCCCGUGUCCACGCCGCUGCUGGCUGAGGUCUACGUGGAGGCGGGGGCGCCUCCGGGCCUCUUCAACGUGGUGCAAGGCGGGGCCGCCACGGGCCAGUUUCUGUGUCAGCAUGGCGACGUGGCCAAGGUCUCCUUCACCGGGAGUGUGCCCACCGGCACCAAGAUCAUGGAGAUGGCGGCGCAAGGAAUCAAACCCGUCACCUUGGAGCUUGGGGGCAAGUCCCCACUGAUUGUCUUCGCAGACUGCGACCUGGAGAACGCUGUCAAGGGGGCGCUGAUGGCCAACUUCCUCACGCAGGGCGAGGUUUGCUGCAACGGCACAAGGGUGUUCGUGCAAAAGGAAAUUCUCAAUGAGUUCACAGAGCAAGUGGUGAAACAGACCCGAAAGAUAAAAAUCGGAGACCCCCUUCUGGAAGGUACCAGGAUGGGUCCCCUCAUCAACCGGCCACACCUGGAGCGAGUCCUUGGGUUUGUGAAACUGGCCAAGGAGCAGGGGGCUAAGGUGUUGUGUGGGGGAGACCUGUACGUACCCGAAGAUCCCAAAUUAAAGGAUGGAUAUUUCUUGAGCCCUUGCGUAUUGGCCAGCUGCACGGACGAUAUGACCUGCGUGAAGGAGGAGAUCUUCGGGCCUGUCCUGUCCAUCCUUUCAUUUGACACCGAAGCGGAGGUUGUGGAACGAGCCAACAACACCUCUUUUGGACUAGCGGCCGGUGUCUUCACCAGGGACCUCCAGCGCGCCCACCGCGUGGCGGCCGAGCUGCAGGCCGGAGUGUGCUACGUCAACAACUACAACGUCAGCCCGGUGGAGCUGCCCUUCGGCGGCUAUAAGAAGUCAGGGUUUGGCAGGGAGAACGGCCGUGUGACCAUUGAGUAUUAUUCACAACUGAAGACGGUGUAUGUGGAGAUGGGUGACGUGGACUCCGCUUUUGAAAGCGGACCAUGAAUCCCCCAGACGCGCCGGGCUGAGCCCCUGAGACCGGCAGAGGCCGCACACGGCGACCCGCUGCCUCCUGGGUCUGGUCCUGCAGGGCUUGCGCCCGGCUCAGCGCCGCCCCGUCGCCGGGUCGUCUCCCCUGAGCUGCACACGUGCCUUCAGGUUCUCCCCGAGGAAGCUGUGAGGUUCUGCAGAGCCGGUCUCCGUGCGGCCGGAACAGCCAGUGGCCCUGCUCUGGACACGGGGACGGGAUGAUGUGUCACCACGAUCUCAACCCGCCCGCGCUCUCCCGCGUUCCCUCGCUCUCUCUCUCUCUCUCACGCUCACUUCGAAGGACUUAGACUUGUUCCCUUGACGUUCCUGGUGGACUCAGGUGAUUUCGGCUCAUGUCUUAAGCUCCGGCCCCUUGUCAUUCCCACCGCCAGGCUGACAGUGGGACCGGGUGGGGACUCGAUCCUCGGCUGGGGGUCCGUCUGUGUGAAGGGUAAUCGGGAAAGCGUUCUGUCUCCACCCGGCGCUGCGGGGAGGACACGGCCUCCGUCCUUGAACUCCACGUGCCCACCGUCCGCCUCUGCAGCACCAGAACCAAUAAAUCACAGCUCAUGUUUGCAACGAAA